AUGAUAUUAGCUUCGUUUCUGUUUGCGACUUUCUUCCAUCUGACUUGCGUAUUGGCAAGGGUAACAUUCCAUGACACCUCUAGCCUAGGAUGGGAUCCAACCAUUGUCCAGUUUGCUGGUUAUAUUGAUGUUGACGAGGGUCAUAAUAGCCUGUUUUACUGGUUUUUUGAAUCGCGCAAUGAACCUGCUAAUGACCCUGUGAUCCUUUUUCUGAAUGGCGGUCCCGGUUGUUCCUCAAUGAAGGCUUUGUGGCUCAACUUUCCAGGUGUUAUUCAGGCAAACCUUUCUCAUACAUACAAUCCAUACUCAUGGAAUGCUAAUGCAAGUAUCUUGUACUUAGACAACCCUGCCGGAACUGGCCUUUCGACAGUUGGCCGUGACGUGAAUAACACUGCUGAUAUGAGCCGCCAAGUUUAUGAAUUCUUGAACAUAUUUUUUGACUCAUUUCCCGCCUAUCGAGAGCUUGAGGUGCAUGUCGUUGCAUUAUCUGAUGCUGGCUACUAUGCACCAGAUAUUGCUGUUGAAAUCUUAUCUCAUGACGAGAAGCUAUUUAACUUGGCCUCCAUAGCGAUUGGAAAUGGCCUUGUCAAUGCCCAGCUACAAUACCAGUAUAUUCAGCCCAUGGUAUGUGGAGCUGGUGGUAUCUCUCCGGUUCUCUCACCAGAGACAUGUGCUGAUAUGGACUUGGAUACUCCACUGUGCGUGGAGCAGAUUUCCGAUUGUAAUACGCAAGGAUAUGGAUGCUCAGAAGCUUUGGAUUUCUGUAAUCAAGUAACAUUUAAUAAGAUAGGCAACAACCUGUUCAACCUCGAACAACCGUGUGACAACAUAACCUCAGAAUGCUAUCCUGGAGACACAUACUACGUACAGUACAUGAAUUUACCAGUCGUCAUGACUACUGUGGGUUCGAAAAAAACAAACUUCACGGCUUGCAAUGCGACAAUUGCCCAAGACUUCGCCGAUUCGGGGUCACAGCUAACUGUUAGCAGCAGAAAUCUUACCACUAUUCUAGAGGAAGGUGUACCAGUUCUGAUAUUUAGCGGCGAUCUUGAUGGAACAUACAACUGGUUAGGAACUAGAGCAGUGUCCAAGACCCUAAAGUGGUCAGGUCACGACGAGUUUAUCUCUUCUAAUGCUACCGAUUUAGAACUUGACAAAACAGUUAUCGGGCAAGCCACGAAUUAUGAGAAUCUGUCAUUUGUCAGAAUAUUCCAGGCUGGUCAUCUAACCUCGUAUGACAAGCCAAAAGAAACUCUUAAAAUCUUAAAUACAUGGAUGGCUGGAGACUACUCUUUUAAAUCACUGCGUUCGCAGGCUUAUAUAACACUCAGAUAG
This is a messenger RNA of Sugiyamaella lignohabitans, 1335 nucleotides long. RefSeq names its product carboxypeptidase C PRC1 (gene PRC1). The transcript has a single exon. The coding region runs from base 1 to 1335 and encodes 444 amino acids. The record is from RefSeq and is a predicted model, not a curated record. Gene Ontology annotation, biological process: proteolysis. Gene Ontology annotation, molecular function: serine-type carboxypeptidase activity. Gene Ontology annotation, cellular component: fungal-type vacuole. NCBI's taxonomy places the organism in Eukaryota, Fungi, Ascomycota, Dipodascomycetes, Dipodascales, Trichomonascaceae.